AGGCGAAGCAAGCAGCUGCCGCGAUGUCCACCCCCAUGUCUUUGUGCUCGGUCGCAGUGCAGCCCCGUGCUGCCGCCCGCCUGCAGGGCUCGCGCUUUCUGGGCAAGAUGGCUGUGGCACAAAGCAAGCCUAUGCGCGUGUGCGGGCCUCGCCAGAUGCGCAUCCAGGCGAUCGCAGAGGGAGACAAGCUGCCUGCCGACGUGAAGCUCAACUACUUUGAUGCGGAGGGCAACAUGCAAGAGGUCGCUGUGGGCAGCCUGACCAAGGGCAAGAAGGUGGUGCUGUUUGCGGUGCCCGGCGCCUUCACCCCCACCUGCAGCCUCAAGCACCUGCCCGGGUUCAUCGAGAAGGCGGACGAGUUGCGCGCCAAGGGCGUGGACACCAUUGCCUGCGUGUCGGUCAACGACGCAUUCGUCAUGGACGCCUGGGGCAAGAGCGUGGGCGCAGACGGCAAGGUCAUGAUGCUGGCGGACGGCAGCGCCGUGUUUGCGCAGGCCAUUGGCGCGGAGCUGGACCUGGCGGACAAGGGGCUGGGCGUGCGCUCCCGCAGGUAUGCCAUGCUGGUGGACGACGGCACCGUCAAGAAGCUCAACAUGGAGGAGGGUGGCGCCUUCACCGUCAGCGGUGCCGACGACAUCCUGGCUGCGCUGGACUGAGCCUGAGCGCCAGUCCCGGCCUGCUGCUGAGGCCGAGCCGAGCCUGAGCUGGGCCCGAGCCCGCUGCAGAGACAGCUGGGCUGCUUGUCUGCGCCCGCCGUUGUGCCUU
Molecule: messenger RNA, 765 nt
Organism: Chlorella variabilis
Lineage: Eukaryota; Viridiplantae; Chlorophyta; Trebouxiophyceae; Chlorellales; Chlorellaceae
Exons: 7
Coding region: 24-656 (210 amino acids)
Biological process (GO): cellular response to oxidative stress; cell redox homeostasis; hydrogen peroxide catabolic process
Cellular component (GO): cytoplasm
Molecular function (GO): thioredoxin peroxidase activity
Source: RefSeq, a predicted model, not a curated record